Thelazia callipaeda (thelaziosis nematode) is the source of this 1536-nucleotide messenger RNA. The record is from the annotation of a GenBank genome assembly. NCBI's taxonomy places the organism in Eukaryota, Metazoa, Nematoda, Chromadorea, Rhabditida, Thelaziidae.
AUGGGCCAGCGUUGUGGUGACGCAAACACAAAAUUAUUUGUAGCAGCUCAGAAUUAUUCGGGUAUUGCUGAAAUUAGCUCGUACAAUCCGGAUCUUUCUGAUGAUGUCGAGCAAUAUGAAUUGGAUGAUCACGUGGGAGAGAUGUCACAGUCAUUUAUACACAAUUCUCGAAAUGAAAGUUUAUAUCAUCGGGAUAAAAUGUCUCACUAUAGUACUGCUGCUAUGGAUCAUCAGGAUUGGAAUCAGAGAGAUUUACUCAGUGUGCCAGAUAAAAUUGGUUACAUAGAUGUUUCUUCAACUAGUGAAGGUCCUACAAAGGAUAUCACAGAAGAUGAAGAUUACGAUCAUCAGAGCGCUAUUAGAAAGGUUUCUUGUAUACUUUCUUCGAUUGUUGGUGCCUCAAUAUUUUACAGUGUUGAACAGCCACAUGAGUUAGCCAGCAAGCGGCGACAGCUGGAUAUGAUAUAUGAACGUCAGGAAGAGUUCGUUAAUUCACUGUUCACAUUGGCUAUGCUCAAUGAAACACGUCGAGAAGUUUGGUCACAAUUAACAAAACAGCACAUGCAUAAUAUGAGUGACCAUCUGUUCAUAGCAUUUGAAAAAUUCUUCCUGACCUCUGCUGAAGUUCGAGCUAAUGAUACUAUAGAAAUAUGGUCUUUCUCAACUGCUAUAUUCUUCGCUGUUACGGUUGUUACUACGAUUGGAUAUGGUAAUCCGGUACCAGUAACACAGUUUGGCCGCAUGAUGUGCAUUAUAUUUUCAUUAUUUGGUAUACCUUUGACCUUGGUGACCAUAGCAGAUAUUGGUAAAUUUUUGAGUGAACAUCUGGUGUGGAUGUAUGGUAACUACCUCAAACUAAAGCAUUUUUUGUACGAAAGGCGCCAUGGACGAAAAAGCCAUCGAGAAAGGGUAUGUGAGCAGUGCCAGAGACAAGGCCUAAGCGCCAAUAUGCAUUUUAUAGAAGAACAAAGAAUACCAGCGAUAUUAGUACUUUUAAUAUUGGUUGCCUACACGGCUCUCGGUGGUGUGUUAAUGUCAAAUUUAGAGCCAUGGAGUUUUUUCACUUCGUUUUAUUGGUCAUUUAUUACGAUGACCACUGUUGGUUUUGGUGAUUUGAUGCCCAGAAGGGACGGUUAUAUGUACCUCAUUUUACUUUAUAUCAUUUUAGGUUUGGCAAUCACGACAAUGUGUAUCGAUCUAGUGGGGGUACAGUACAUCCGAAAGAUUCACUACUUUGGUAGGAAAAUCCAAGAUGCGCGCUCUGCCUUAGCCGUUGUUGGAGGAAAGGUUGUCCUUGUCUCUGAGCUUUAUGCAAAUUUGAUGCAAAGAAGGGCGAAAAAUUAUGAUCAAGAUGCGCUGAUCAUAAAUAACUUUUAUAUAUCAAAGCAUGUUAUUCCCUUUAUCCCCACUGAUAUUCGAUGGAUACGGUAUAUAGACCAAAACGCUGAAUCGCUGUCUUCGUCAACUUCCAGUCUCGAUUUACAUUCCUGUCGUUUUUGCCAUUCUCGUUUUAGCAUAUCGCGUCAUCAAACGUGA